AUGGGAAGCCUCUCAUACAAUAAUUCGCCAGACCUUGGCUGGGUCGUCCAGAAGUUCGGUGGUACCAGCGUGGGCAAGUUCCCCGACAAGAUUGCAAAAGACAUCGUCAGUAUGCUCUGCGAGAAGCACAGGCAAGAAGGCAGAGGACUUCUGGCCGUCUAUGUCAAGCUGAGAGGUGUCGGUGCUGCUAUAUGCUCUGACGAGGAGCAGCAGAACGAAUUGGUUGAGCAAGCACGCGGACUGAUGCUCGAUAUUUGUAACGACCAUGUCUUUGCCGCUGAAUCAUUCAUAAAGGACCAAAAUCUUCGUGAGACGCUCAUCCAGACCGUCAAGGAUGAGUGUCAGGAGCUGGUUGAGUACAUCGUGGCUGCCAAGCGAUUCAACCUCGAAAUCAACUCAAGAGCAAAGGACCGUGUCAUCAGCUUUGGCGAGAAGUUGAGUUGUCGAUUCAUGACGACUCUUUUGCAGGAUGUGGUGAGUACUCACCUUGACUUGUGUGCUGCGCGAAUUUCCAACCCCCUUGAAAUACAUGGAGUCGAAUCUGAAUACGUCGAUCUCUGCGACGCAUUCCACUAUGACGCCGCAGGCCGUCUCGACGACAGAUUCUACCGUACAGCUACUGAGGCUUUUACCCGCAAGAUUGCUGCUUGUGAGAACCGCGUCCCGGUCGUCACUGGAUUCUUUGGAAAUGUCCCCGGCAGUCUCAUCGACGGUGACAUUGGCCGUGGCUACACCGAUCUUUGCGCCGCCCUUCUCUCCGUGGGCGUCAAGGCUGAGGAACUGCAAGUCUGGAAGGAGGUCGAUGGUAUCUUCUCAGCCGACCCCUCAAAGGUUCCCACAGCGCGCCUCCUCUCAUCCAUCACCCCCUCAGAAGCAGCUGAGUUGACUUUCUACGGCUCAGAGGUCAUUCAUCAUCUUACCAUGGACCAAGUUAUCCGCGCCGAGCCUCCCAUUCCUAUUCGUAUCAAGAACGUCAAGAACCCCCGUGGCAACGGCACCAUUGUUGUUCCUGAUCGUAUGCGCUCUGCUAGCCAUCAGCUUACUCGCGGUUCUCCCACCCCCAAGGCUGAGGCAGAACACCGAAAGCCCAAGCGUCCUACUGCCGUUACCAUCAAGGACCAUAUCAGUGUCAUCAACGUGCACUCUAACAAGAGAUCCAUCUCACACGGUUUCUUCGCUCGUGUCUUCUCUAUUCUCAACCAUUACUCCAUCUCCGUCGAUCUUAUCUCUACCUCUGAGGUGCACGUUUCCAUGGCCAUUCAUGCUAGCAGCCAGCAGGUCGAGGCUUUCGCUAAUGCCGCCGCGGAGCUUGCUGAUUGCGGUGAUGUAAGUAUUCUCACCGACAUGGCAAUUCUGAGUUUGGUUGGUGCCGAGAUGAAGAACAUGGUUGGUAUUGCAGGACGCAUGUUCUCUACUCUUGGAGAGCACAACGUCAACCUCGAGAUGAUUUCACAGGGUGCUAGCGAGAUCAACAUCUCUUGUGUGAUAAGUGCACGGGACGCUACUCGCGCUAUGAACGUGUUGCAUACCCAUCUUUUCACUUUUCUCGAGUAA
Molecule: messenger RNA, 1554 nt
Organism: Fusarium graminearum PH-1
Lineage: Eukaryota; Fungi; Ascomycota; Sordariomycetes; Hypocreales; Nectriaceae
Product: aspartokinase
Exons: 6
Coding region: 1-1554 (517 amino acids)
Molecular function (GO): aspartate kinase activity
Source: RefSeq, a predicted model, not a curated record